GAAUCCUUUGCCCGUCCCAACAGGGACAAAUUACCUAAAAAAUAGUCAUCUGUGUAUUUAUGUUUUCUUUUGCAUUGUACAUUGCAAAAUACCACGAUUUUGGCCAUUUAUCCAAUCAUUUCGUCUUGAAGUUUUUAGUUAUUAAACUUUAACAACAGGGAUACAAAUAUACCUACCUACGGUGAUGAUAAAUCGAAGUAAAGCGCUUUAUUUCAAGGAAUAAGUGUGUAUUUUCUAAUCUCAAACUAUGAGCUCCAUUCAAGAGAGACUGCAGCUCAAGCGAGUGCCUCUGGAUACUUGGAACAUCAGGGAGCAGCUAUGCCUCGCCUCCGCAGUAGUCAGGAGUGGCGAUCAGAACUGGAUGUCCGUUUCUAGAGCGUUAAAAACCGUGGGGGAACCAAAUAGACCACCAGACUGGUAUUCACAGAAGAGUUGUGCAGCACAGUACGGAGCCCUGUUGGAACAUGUGGAGACACCAAAAAGAAAGAAAAGGAGCUCCGAGGGCGCAGUGGAAACUCCACAAGAGAGCAUCCUUAAACGCCUUACACAAGAAAGGAUCGUUGAGAUCCAGAAAACCCUUGCAGAAAUGAAUCAACAGUAUGACCAGUUGAAGACUGAAAUAACGGAGGUACGUAACCCGUCCACGAAUGAAGAUAGACUGAAAGAGCUAUGGUCGAACAUUGAGGCGGCGAAGCGUGCGAAAGAGAGAGAGAGUGCCCGUCGCGCUGCGUGGCUGAAAGAGAGGGAAGAGCGGCGCGCCCGCGCGGACAGGACUUGGAGACCUCCGCAAAGCACCACGCCGACCUUACCGGCAACCCCAGCACCCCCUUCUUCGCCGCUGCUAACGUCGUUACUGAAAUCUUCGCCAGUAGUGACAACACCGCAACACAUAUCACACCCGGCGAAUGUAGUCGAGACAGUUUCACCGUCCGCCACGGCUCCAACGUUGUCUAUGCUAUUGGAAAAGUCAGCAUCAUCCGGAACGGCUCAGCACGAGAGCAGACACGCUGCCAUAGAGCAUAUCAAGAGCCAAUUGGUGCAAAUAGAACAACAGCUAAUCGCCAGUACUAGUUCAUCCCCCGUACCGUCGGUACCUUUACCCCCCGCCCCGGCCCCGGCGGUUGACAUAGACGAUAUAGAGAUUAAAGCGGAGGAUGUCUAUGCCUUCAGAGACAUAGACAUACAUAUACCACCGGUCACCACUAUGCACAAACCUACCAAUAGGGGCGUAGAUAAGCAGUCGUUCAAGAAAGACGAUUCAGAACUACCGGCUAUAGUGGAAGAGACGCCAGCUCCAACAGAAGAAACGGUGAAGGAAGAACCAAUGUCAGUGGACGAUAUAUCGGAAGAAACUAUACAAACAGUGAGUGAAACGGUGCCAGAAGCGACUGUGGUUGAAGCGGAAGUGCCGCAAGUUGAACAACCGGCACCGGAAGUGAAGAUCUCCUUCCCUGAAGUGAAGUUCCCUACGCCGGAAAUCAAAGUUAUCCAGCCCGACGAGCAGAAGAUAAAAGAGGAAGUCAAAGAACCGGAAGUGGUGGUACCGGAACAGGAAGUAGUCCCGGAAGAACCGCCCGUCGAGGAAGCUCCGCCAGAGACAGGAGUGGAAGAACAGUGCAUAGUGCAGACCACGGAAGAAGUUGUGGAAGAGACUACCAAAGUUGUGGAAGAAGAGACGCCGGCGGAAGUGGAAGUGGAAGAGACUCCAUCCGUCCCACCGGAAGAGAUCCCCCUACCACCAGAAACUACGGAAACGGAAGUCGCAGCCGAGGAAUCCGUUGAAGAACUUCCUACAACCCAAGAAGUAGUUGUAGAAGAAGAAGAAUCGAAGAGCGAAGCAAAAGAAGAAGAGAAGCAACCGCCCGCAGAAGAACCGAGCACAGAACAGAACGUCACAGUAGAAGUUAAGAAGGAAGAAGAUGCAGAGGACUCCAUACCAUUGAAAGAUAUGGCUAAAGAAACUGCUCCACCCCAAGAUAUGCCAAAAUCACGGGAAGAAGAUUCACACACUGAGACUGACGAUGACACGCCCAUGGAGUUGAGCAGAGAAGAAGAGAAAGACGGCAAGAAGAGGAGAGAUUACUCCAGAAAGAAGAAGUCUAAUUCUAGAACGUGGUCAGGUUCGGAAAGUGCGGCCGAAGCCAGUGCCCCAGAAUCUCCGAGCGGAACCGACGCGGAGAGAGAGCACAGACUGUGGAAGAAAUCCGUCAUGCUCGUCUACAGUAGGUUAUGCGCGCACAAAUACGCUUCCCUAUUUCUUCGUCCCAUCAGCGAUGAGGAAGCCCCCGGCUAUAGUACUGUGAUCAAGAGGCCCAUGGAUCUCAGUGCGAUACGCAGGAAUAUAGAGAACGGAGUUAUCAGGACUACAGCUGAAUUCCAAAGGGACGUACUUUUAAUGCUGUCCAAUGCUCUGAUGUACAACAGCAGUGAACACAGCGUCUACACAAUGGCCAAAGAGAUGCAUGAAGAGGCUCAGUGUCAACUAGGCAUGUUAUUAGCUGCUCAAGCACACGCCGGUCUGACAGCGCCGCCGCCGAGAAGAAAAAGACGACGCCCGGACUCGCCCCUAGCUCAUACACCCAAGCGACAUUAGCCCUUAAAUUCACACGUCAUAAGGACUACAAUCCCAUUCGCAAAAUGUCAAAAAUUCUGUGAAAAACCCUCCUCACAUCUCUUUAUACACCCAAGCUACAUUAGCCCUUACGUGCAUGUGAGUAGAGGCUACAAUCCCAUGCGCAGAAUGUUAAAAUUUGUGUCAAAAAAUCCCAUAUUACGCUCAUAAACCCAAGCGGAAUUAGCCCUUAAAUACACGCUGCAUAAGUGCUACAAACCUAUGCGCAAAAUUUUAAAAUUAUUUUCUAAUAUUCGCAGAUUUGAUGUUGAUUUUAGUAACUAAGAAAUGUGUGAAGGCGUAGAAACAUGUUUUAAUGUAACAAGUAUUUCAAAUAUUUUGAAAAAGUGAUGCACAUGUCCUGCAUUUUAUCCUAAAUAGGUUUGAAUUUGUAGAAAAUAAACGACUUUGCGAACAAUUAA
Molecule: messenger RNA, 3033 nt
Organism: Chilo suppressalis (striped riceborer)
Lineage: Eukaryota; Metazoa; Arthropoda; Insecta; Lepidoptera; Crambidae
Source: the annotation of a GenBank genome assembly